This is a messenger RNA of Corythoichthys intestinalis (scribbled pipefish), 951 nucleotides long. Its product is annotated as Ferritin, lower subunit-like. Gene Ontology annotation, molecular function: ferrous iron binding; ferric iron binding. The transcript is spliced from 5 exons. NCBI's taxonomy places the organism in Eukaryota, Metazoa, Chordata, Actinopteri, Syngnathiformes, Syngnathidae. Bases 227 to 751 code for a protein of 174 amino acids. The record is from RefSeq and is a predicted model, not a curated record. Gene Ontology annotation, biological process: iron ion transport; intracellular iron ion homeostasis. Gene Ontology annotation, cellular component: cytoplasm.
CACAGAACAGAACCUGCUAAGCUAAAGCUAGGCAGUCAGCUAGUGUCGGAAGACGAGCUUUUUCUUUUUUUUCUUUCUUUCUUUCUUUAGGUGCGCUUUAAAAGAAGGGGGAGCUUCACUUGUUUACACGGAACAAGUGAGGAGGACGUAACACUAACACGAGGAGCGACGCCAAGCUUAAAGAAUUGACAAAAAAAAAAAGGUGGUUUGUCGAGAGCUCUCGGAAAUGCAGUCUGCGGUAAGGCAAAACCUCCACGCAGAGUGUGAAGGCGACAUCAACAAACUCAUCAACCUUAAGCUAAAUGCAUCCUACACCUACCUUUCUCUGGGCAUGUAUUUUGACAGGGAUGAUGUUGCCCUGUAUAAAUUCUCCAGUUUCUUCUUGGAGCUCUCAAAAAAAGAGCGAGAACAUGCUCAGAAGCUGCUGGAGUACCAAAACAUGAGAGGGGGUCGUAUUUUGCUGCAGACUAUUGCUAAACCAAGUCGAGAGGAUUGGAGAGGUGGUCUGGAUGCCAUGUCUUUCUCCCUGGACUACCAGAAAGCCAUGAAUACUUGUAUUCUGGAUGUCCACCGCAAGGCUGACACUCGUACUGACCCCCAUCUUUGCGAUUUCCUCGAGCAGCAAUUCCUCGACGACAGCCACGAGACCAUCAAGAAGCUGGGCGACUACAUCGGCAGCCUGAAACGCAUCACGGCCUCCGAAAGCCACGGCCCCUUGGGAGAAUACCUCUUUGACAAGCACACCUUGUAAAGAUCCCACUCCUAAAAGCAAGAACCAAGCCUGUUGCCUCUGUCAAGAAGGCGGAGAAAUAUUUUUAUCUUUUGAAGCAAUGUCAUACCCGAAAAUACCUCAAACCUCCUGUAUCCCACGCUAGUUAUGGUGCUCAGAAGUCGUAUUUUCCUACAUUCCUAUGGUCAAACAUUGAAUAAACUACACUUAUGCCAGCAAUU